This is a messenger RNA of Venturia canescens, 4180 nucleotides long. RefSeq names its product zinc finger protein GLI2-like. Gene Ontology annotation, molecular function: RNA polymerase II cis-regulatory region sequence-specific DNA binding; DNA-binding transcription factor activity, RNA polymerase II-specific. Lineage: Eukaryota; Metazoa; Arthropoda; Insecta; Hymenoptera; Ichneumonidae. Bases 1439 to 3265 code for a protein of 608 amino acids. The transcript has 3 exons. Gene Ontology annotation, cellular component: nucleus. Gene Ontology annotation, biological process: regulation of transcription by RNA polymerase II. The record is from RefSeq and is a predicted model, not a curated record.
AACUUUAGUUUGUCGACGCGCGUCUGAGCGACACAACGGCUCCGUCCCCUCCCACCUCGAUUUCCCUCCGAUCUGUAAACUCACAUAUCACAUAUCACGAGGAAGGAGCUCGAGAGUUGUUUUGCACUCUCGUUACUCUGCUGGGCCCGGUCCGCGGAUCGCUCUCGUUCGGUGUUCUCGUGUCGCGUGCGCGGCUCGCUGGUGAGAUCGUCCCUCGUGCUCUCAGGUGACCUUCGCCGGGGACUAAGAGUCGCGGAAAAGCGCGAAAAGCCGGUUCAACUUUUUCGCGCUCGGUUAUUCCCUGCUACGCAGUUUGCGGACAUACGACGCCCCGAAACGAACGUACGACCAUGGGAAGUUCAUUCUCCUAGCACAAAGCACCGGGGGACCAACAACCAAACUGCGCGCAGCUCCACGGCCGGCGUGUCGCCGAGACUGGGAACAAAACUCUCGCGUUCUCCGUGCUCUCUGCCCCCGUCUGAUUUAAACUUCUUUUGACACUCCCCCGUCCAUUAUCUUCGUAAAGAAGGCUUCGCAAUAACGAAGCUCCGUCGCUUCGCAAAUAAUCUUAAAACUCGCGUUCGCUUAUUACUCGAACUGUAUUUAAGACGCGCCAGUGAAAAACAGCCUAGUUAUGUUCUCCAUAGAAUACAGCAAGCAAUUUCUGAGCUAUCGCAUACUAAAGUCCAACCGUUUCAAGUACAUCUGACGAUACGAACUCGGACUAAGUGUUGCUUAAACUUAUCACGGUAAAAAGCUUCGAAUCAACGACGCAAUUCGUGUUGUACCUCCUCCGAGAAUUUUCGAUACCGCGGGCAUAAGUUUUCUCAGCUUGUAAAACGGAAAAAAUAAGUGCGCGCCAAAGUAUCCGAGUGCGCGGAGUGCGUCUUUAAUACAGGGGGCUUUUUGCGAAUGCGAGGCUCAGCGAUUGAGAGGAGGACGCAAAAUAAAUAGAGAGAAAAAGGAAGCAUUUCCUCUUUCUCAAUCGGAAAUCCCAGCAAGACCUGGAAAGUCUUGUCGGUGCAAAGCCGCUCGGAAUCGCCGAAACGAGCAUGAAAAGAAGGGAAUCGCUGCACCAGAAACGACCAAUAAGCAUAUAAAUACGCGUUUACGAAUAUAUAUAAAGCGCGCGAGUAUCGAGCGUCUCGAUAAAAUCGACGCAGAGUUGACAAAAUUGAGGAUUCAUCAUGAGACUCAAUUGAUCUGGGAACGGCUGAAAAAGCUGUUUUUUUUUACUGCUCAGUAGAAACGAAAAAAUUAUAAACAAUUCGGCCUCUUUGACGAUCGACGCGCGUGGCUUGCACUUUUAUCCAAAAAUUCUUCGUACGAAAAUCGAUUUCUCGAUCUGUCAACACCGAAAUUACGUCUCUGACCGUCCUCUUUCCAUAUUUUUCUCUCAUUUUCGAGUUCCACUUGCUUUUUUUCUAAUUUGGCGAAAAUGAUUGUUUACGUUCCUGGCAGAAUGCCAAGCCACGUUGGCCCGUACGGAGCCGCUCGUUACCCGGGCACUCUUCUGGGCGCCGCGGUACCGAGUUACUACAACACUCCAACGGCCUACGCAACCAGCAACAACAACAAUCUUCAUCAUCAUCAUCAUCAUCCGUCAAACACCAUUAGUUACUACACCUCUAAUCUGAAUCUCCAUCAAACUCCGCUGGACCUUCCGGUUUGGCCGCGAAGGAUGCCCACCGAGGACGAGCUCGGUACAUCGCCACCGGCUGGUCUCGGUAGUCUCGUUACGUCGACGGGUGGUCUCGCCAGCGGCGGCCCACCCAGCCCAGCCCACAGCGACUCCGACGCCUCUAACUCCAGUCUUGAACUUGGCUCCGUUAGGAGGGGAGAAAACGCACAAUUGAAAUGCAGAUGGCUAAAUUGCGGACGAUGGUUCGCCUCUCUGGAACAGCUGGCUGGUCACGUGGCGAGAUUGCACGCUGGCCCUGGUCCCGGUGGACUUUUUUAUUGUGGCUGGGAAGGUUGUGCUCGUGGUGAACGUGGCUUCAAUGCGAGGUAUAAAAUGUUGGUCCACGUUCGGACGCACACGAACGAGAAGCCGCACCACUGUUUUCAAUGCGACAAGAGUUUCAGCAGAGCAGAGAACUUGAAGAUUCACGCGAGAUCUCAUACGGGGGAGCGUCCGUACGUGUGUCCUGUGGAGGGCUGUAACAAGGCGUACUCGAAUUCGUCGGAUCGUUUUAAGCACACGAGAACGCACGCGGUGGACAAACCAUAUUGCUGCAAAGUGCCGGGGUGUCCGAAGCGUUACACGGAUCCGUCGUCGUUGAGGAAGCACGUGAAAACUUAUCGGCAUUACGUUAACAACAACAACGAUAAAAUCGGAGGGGAAAAGAGCUUCGAAGACAACAACAGUAGCAUGGAGAAAGGGAUGUUUGAGAGUGGGACGGAAAUCAGAAGCAGCACGGAGUCGGACUCGAAGAAAGACUCGAGCAUCGAGAGCACAGCUUCGUCGACGAGCAGCCCACGAGCGAGUGCGAGUUUCGAGGAGCAAAGGAAGUUCGUCGAGUGGAACAACAUGUACAAUCUCGGUGAAGGAAUGAAAAAGGAAGUUGAAGAAAUCACCCCACCUAAGAAUCACGAGGAGCAAACGAAGCAGCUUCGUUAUCCAAGGAUCUUCGACGAGAGUUACGUGACACCAGAAAAAAUGCCAAUUUACCACUCGAACCGGAUCGGAAAAGAUCGUUCGUUGACGAGCUCGCCACAGACGAGCCCCUGCCACGUGCCCGAAGUUCUGCUCCCACGAAUCGGCAUGCAAUCGACUCCCAUCAAAUCGGAGCAGGAACCCAUGGAAGUAACGAGCAAAACGAGCUGCGUGGAUUAUCGAAACAUCGAAUCGAUCGUCAACAGCACACCCUGCAAAAAAGAAACACCGAUCGUCAAUCCAAUCAGACAUUCUGUCAUAAAACGAGCUGAAAAUGUUAAAAUGGACGUUACCGAAAGCCCCAAAGACGAAACGAGUCCUCAGGCCAAUGAGAGUUGCUGCUGUCGUCACAAAUGCUGCGUUCACAACAACGAUAACAUUCUGGAAAAAACAAAAAUACUGUCAGAUUUAAUAAUGAAAACGAGAGAUCCCAUUUUUCGACAUUUACUCGGAUCCGUCGAUCUUCGAUACGAGAUACAAAAUAUGUGGAGCAACGUCGGUGAGGACAACUCGAGGGACUCGGUAGUCGAAGAUUUGAGGGUUAAAAUCGACGACAGAGUCACUGAUAUGGAACAAGAUCUUCCCCUCGAUCUGACGAUCAACAAAUGAAUCGAUCCACCGGGGAGUCUUGUCAACAUUUGCCAAAUAUAUAUACGUACAUAUAUAUAUUUAUAUUGUAAAAAAAACAAUGAGAAACAAAGAAAUUUAGCUGGUCUACGUUUUCGUUGCUCGGGUUCGAAUGGAUAAUACGAAACCCCGGGCAACGAUCACCUGGAAAAGCUCAGAUUCAAUUUCGAAGUCCUCCUCUUGUGGAGGAAUAUCAAAUCGAGAAUCGAGCAGUCCCAAAAUCUCCUCAUUCUUCUAUUAAAAAGCCAUUCCGUUCUGAUCGGAUUGCAAAGCCAAAUAUAUUAUUCUAGUACUUCGUGAGUCGUGAAGAUUUAACAAACAAAAAGUAUAGAAUCAAAAAACGAAACAAUCGAGUCAGAAAACACUCCGAGGAACCUCGAAUCAAAAUACAAAAGAGUUGCUCAAUUCUUUAACGCGUUAAGUUAAUCCGCUUCGUCGUAUAUUGAAUUAUUUUUUUCUUUGGCAUCGAGUAGUCUGGAGACUGGAAUUAUCUUUGGAAAUUAUCGUUCGUCAAAUUUUACUUGGUUUUUCAAAAUUCCAAUUUUCGUAUAAAUGAGAAAUGUUUUUUUUUUUUUUGGGGGGGAAAUCCUUCGAAUCUUUUUUUGUAGGCGGACGAGCUUGAUUAUUGCUCGGAAUCGAGAUACAAUGGCGGAAAAAAAAGUUUAUCAGCCCCUUUGCAUCGCGGUUUCGAGCCGCUUCUACUCGUCUCAUGUGCCAUUCGUUUUAUGUACAUAUAUCGAUCGAGAAUUGAAGAUGCGAUCUGUCGCGAACCAAAAGUGCCUUAGCCACAGCGUGCUGUGCGAAUGAGAGAGUGAGAGUGAGAGAGAACGGAUGAAAAAGAAAAUUACGAUGUUAAGCAACUCAAUAAAGACAAAAUACAUUAUUUAUAAAAGAUAA